GCAGCAAGUGAUGCAGGACAAAAAGCAUACGAUGCUGGUCUUAGAAAAGUUGAAGUGUUUGUUAAAGGACCAGGUGGUGGCAGAGAAUCCGCAAUUAGAGCAGUUUCCAACAUUGGAAUUGAAGUAACUGUAAUUAGAGAUAUUACUCCACUUCCACAUAAUGGUUGCAGACCACCUAAAAAACGUAGAAAAAUGGCAAGAUAUACCGGACCUAGAACUAAAAAAGCAAGAACCUUUGGUGAUGCUAUCUAUGGUUAUGAUAAGGCUUACGAAAAAAGAAAAUAUCCUCCAGGACAACAUGGAAAUGGUAGAAAACGUGGCACGAAAUCUGAAUACGCAAUUCAAUUAAAAGAAAAACAAAAAGCUAAAUAUACUUAUGGUGUGUUAGAAAGACAGUUUUAUAAAACUUUUGCUGAAGCUGCUAGAAAACACGGUGUAACUGGUGAUAACUUACUUAAAUUGUUAGAACAAAGAUUAGAUAACACAGUAUAUCGAUUAGGUUUUGCUCCUACAAGAAGUUCAGCUCGUCAGUUAGUAGCACACAAACACAUCACUGUUAAUGGUAGAAUCUUAAACGUUCCAUCUUACACAGUUAAAGUAGGUGAUGUAAUCAGUAUUAGAGAAAAAUCUAAAAACUUAGACUUAGUUUUAGAUACUUUAAGUCAACCAACUCAUGGUACAAUAACUAGCUUCGAUCCUAUCACUGGUAUCUUUACCUAUGUUCCUAAUGAUGAUUUCUAUGGUCCAGAUUAUUUCACUUAUGUUUUAUGUGAUGAAGGCAAUCCAGUUUAC
Darwinula stevensoni is the source of this 792-nucleotide messenger RNA. Lineage: Eukaryota; Metazoa; Arthropoda; Ostracoda; Podocopida; Darwinulidae. The record is from the annotation of a GenBank genome assembly.